Phytomonas sp. EM1 is the source of this 1845-nucleotide messenger RNA. Lineage: Eukaryota; Euglenozoa; Kinetoplastea; Trypanosomatida; Trypanosomatidae. The record is from the annotation of a GenBank genome assembly.
AUGACUGAGAUAUCCUACAGCUACUCGCGCCUCGCGCGAGAUUUCCGGCGAAUCCCGGAGUUCCAGGCGAAUGAGACGGAGAUGUUGAUGGAGAUUGCCCCCAACCCUAGUGUGAAGGAGCGCUACACCACCCUGAAUCCACGGGAGGUUCAAAUCCAAAACGCCCCGAAGCUUUCCGAGGCGAGCACGAAUACGGAGCGGGUCAAAUUACGUAGCCAUCCCCAAACCCACUUUGAGGCGGGAUGGCCGAACACCGUCGAUCCCACCGAGUUCGAGGAAAAGAUGAAGUACUGCAAAAAGGUCGAGCGGGAGGAGGGCUACCUCAGCUCCUGCUCAAGAUUAGUCGACCAGUGCAUUGAGAAGUGCAUCAAACAAAACGAUGCGAUCGAUAUUUACGGGGAGUAUUUCCAGGAAACGGCGCCGGCGGCGGGGGAGCCGGAGGAGGUCGGCCCCGCCUCCGCGAAGAUCGUCGCCGUUUUCAAAGAUCCGAGCCCGAUGAAGCGGACGGCGGCGGCGCUUUCCUGGCAAGGCGAUGGCCGCAAACUCGCCGUGGGGUACUGCCGGCUUAAAUUUCAAAGUCACCUCCCCACGAUGAGCCCGCACUCCCACAUCUGGGAUGUGUUGAACCCGAACGAGCCGACGGAGACCCUCGUCGCGGCCUCCCCGCUCUGCAGCAUCGAAUAUUACGCGAAGGACCCUCAUUUUAUCGCCGGGGGGAGUUGGAAUGGGGUGGUGCAGUACUGGGAUUGCCGUCAACCAAACCGCGCCGCCGCGCACUCUCGGGUGGAGGAAAGCCAUAAAGACCCCGUCUGGGCGGUGCGUUGGCUGCAAAGCAAAUCCGGUGAGCUCCUCUCCGUCUCCACGGAUGGCAACGUCUUCGUCUGGGAUUGUCGGCUGCCCGAUAAGCCGACGGAGAUCCACUCCAUCACGGAGGAUAACCUCCUUCUCCAGCCAAAGAGCACGGAUGGGGGGUUCAAAGACGUUCUCGGGGGGCUUUGCUUGGAUUACGACCCCCAGGUGGGCGGACCCGCGAAGUACAUGAUCGGCACCGAACAAGGCGUCAUCCUCUCCUGCAAUCGCAAGGCCAAAACGCAGCAGGAGAAGAUCGGGCCGAACACCUUUGUGGGGCAUCACGGGCCGGUGUACAGCGUGCAGCGAAAUCCAUUUUUCGCGAAAUACUUCCUUUCGGUCGGGGACUGGACCGCACGGCUGUGGUUUGAGGACUUUAAAUUCUCCCCCACCUUCAGUACGUUCUACCAUGAUGCGUACCUUACUAGUGGGGCCUGGCAUACGGUACGGCCGGGGGUUUUCUUUACCACCCGUAUGGAUGGGCAUCUCGAUAUUUGGGAUCUCAUGCUCCGCCAAACAACACCCUCGCUCAGCAUUCACGUCUCCGAUUAUGCGCUGCACUCGGUGAAGCCGACUCACGAGGGCCGGAUGGUCGCCACGGGCGGCAUCGACGGCAACGUCACCUUAAUUGAGCUCUCCCCAUCUCUCGCGACGUUGGCGCCGGAUGAAAAGAACGUCAUCGGCCUCCUCUUCGAGAACGAAAGCCUCCGCGAUAAAAAUUUGGAGCGCUCGAUUAAGGAGAAGCGCGUUGCCGCGCGACAGCGACUCAGUCGGCGAAGCACCUUCCAGGGAAGCCUGACGAGAAAUCUCGCGUCGGACCCUAACGAACUCGAGAAUAUCGCGCGGCAGUACAUCGAGACCGUCAGCAAGGAAAAAGAGCAGGAGAUCCAAGAGCGGAAUGAGAUCGAUGAAGCGCGAGAGAAACUUUUCAAGGAUAUCGAAGAUGGUGUAGAAAUCGGUGACGGAGCAUAUGCUACAAAGAAUCGGAUUCUUUGA